This is a messenger RNA of Musa acuminata subsp. malaccensis (wild Malaysian banana), 2520 nucleotides long. Its product is annotated as ethylene-responsive transcription factor ERF053-like. Lineage: Eukaryota; Viridiplantae; Streptophyta; Magnoliopsida; Zingiberales; Musaceae. Gene Ontology annotation, molecular function: DNA-binding transcription factor activity; sequence-specific DNA binding. Gene Ontology annotation, cellular component: nucleus. The record is from RefSeq and is a predicted model, not a curated record. Gene Ontology annotation, biological process: regulation of DNA-templated transcription.
AUGACGACAGAAGAAGCGGCGGCGACACAGCAGCAGCUGCAGCAUCGGGUGUAUCAGGAGCAGUACCUCCUGAGGUACUGGAGCGAGGCGCUCAACCUUAACCCACGCGCGCGGAUGGUGAUGGCGAUGAGCCGCCCGCUGCACCCCUCCUCCCUUUGUCCGCGCCCGUUGCUGCCCCCCAUCCUGACGCCUGCGAAGCUGUAUCGCGGCGUGCGGCAGCGACACUGGGGGAAGUGGGUGGCGGAGAUCCGCCUCCCCCGGAACCGCAGCCGCCUCUGGCUCGGAACCUUCAACACCGCCGAGGAAGCCGCCCUCGCUUACGACCGCGAGGCGUUCAAGCUAAGAGGGGAGAACGCGAAGCUCAACUUUCCUCAUCUCUUCCUCGGCACCGGUGGCGGUAGUGGUGACAGAGGCGGGGCUUCUUGUUCUUCCUCCUCAUCCUCUCCUCCUGCCACGCCUGAGGAAGCUCGACCACAAACCAUCCACCACCAAUCGCAACCCCGGCCACCUCCACCUGUGGCUUUUGAGACUACAGGCGUUACUGCCACCGUCAUCGGCAGUUCCAGCAGCGGCGACGGCUCCGCGUCAGGGCUUGAUGAAUCCGGUGGAUCGGAGCCUACAGCCCCCGAGACAACAACACCCGAAAUGGUGUGGGGAAACACCGCUGCAGCAGCGGAAGAAUGGUUCAGCACCUGGGGGCCAGGGAGCUCCAUAUGGGACGACAUCGACGGAGCCAAUAGCUUGCUCCUCCACUCCCGGUUCACGAGCUUCGCCGACAUGGAUCCCUCCAAUGCCGCACCACCAUCAUCAGCCGCAACGACGACAGCAUCUCCGGAUGCUGACGCGUCUUCUACUGCUGGUCCUGGCCCUUCUUCUUCCGUGUUUUUGUGGAAGGAGUGACCAAAUAGAUUUCUCAUCUACUUCUUCUUCCUGCAUCAACCACAUUGUCACCAUGCAUGCAAUGGUUCAGUAGCACAGAGCUUGCGGCAACCUCGCGCAGAUCAUGCAGCUGCUUUGUUCACAGGUUGCAGAUUUUUACGAGGCAUCCAGUGUGACUAUAGGAAUCUUAUCUGCUGCAUGUUAGGAUAUCAGAUUUGCCACCGUUCCUCUCCUCUCUGCAUCUACUACAUCAGGAUAUCAUGCAUUGGAAGAUUCCGGCAUGCAGUUUACUCUGUCUACUUCACUGGUUGCAGAUUUUAUGAGACAGCCUGUGACUUCUGAUUGUUAUCUCUGCGUGCCAAAAAUCUCAGAGUUUAUAUCCUGCUAUCAUUCUUGCACAGAAGUAAAUGAUCAAGUAACCUAGAAAUUAUUACUUGACAUCAUUCUACACUCCAAGAUGUAGAUGCACUCACAUUUUCCUGGAAAUUCCAGCUACAAUUCGAGUCUCUCUUCUCUGGUUUAUAAGGCAAAAGAUAUGACUAUGAACAGCUCUGAAAAGAUAUCAGAAAGCACACUGCCAUCCAAAGAGGGAGCUUUGGUGGAGAUGUUGAGGACUGGCCCCAAAUCACCACCACCAGCAGUAGCCAACCCUAUCAUUGGCAACCUUGUGGAAGACCUCCGACUUUAAACACCUACAGCUGACUUUGAAGUCAUAGUCUUACAGCUCUUGGAUCUUUCUUAUCUAUCCCCCCUGUCACAUCACAAUGUUUCUGCAGGCCUCCAUCAACCAUUUGUCUCCGAUCAGUGGACUCGAGAUCACUUCAUUCAACCUUGGAUUGUCUGAGUACCUCGAACUGUGUUCUUCGUGCUCAUGCUAAAAGUAUCAAUCUCUGUGUCACUUUAGAACAGAGUUUGCUGCUGUAAUCCACAGUCUUUCAUGCUACCAAGAAAUGAGUGCUUCAGAAGUUCAAAGGAUUUCAUGAAGGCUGCCCUCAAAGGCUAUCAUAAGAGAGUUCAAAGAAAGAGAAAAAGCAAUAGCAUCAUGUAGCAAGAUGAAAUCAGCAUCUGCAUGGAGUUUCACAUCUGCAUCCUGCUUGUGACCAUUAAGAUGAAGGGUUUUCUUGUUUGGGAUAGCUCCAUUCAUGCAGAUGAAUAUAACAGGGAUCUGAAUCAUACACAAGUGCUGCAAGUUUCAUGGUUGGCUUCUCACUCAAAAUAAUCUGUAUAAGUAGGCUUUAGUGUUCCAUUUGCACAAGUCAUAAGCAGCAGCUGUAGAUCUCUUGUUUUCGAGUUGCAGGACUAGAAAAGCACAAGAUCACUAAUAAUUCAGUAAUCAAGUUCUUGUCAACAAAUGCUGCUGCUUCAAGUGACUUCAGACAAGGCAACAAGAUUUCCACCGAGCAUCAUGAGCAGACUCCUCGAACGCAUCAAGAUCCACAUAAGAAACAUCUUCUGCUCGUGAAACCUCUACUGACUCACCAUAACUGGCAGUACACAAGUCCAUAGAAAGAUUAGGACAAAGCACUCUACCGACUCGCCAUUCCAGUUGUCAGUAAAUGUUUUGAGAGUUUACAGCAAAAUGACUUUGUCGACUAAAACUAGAGAAUGUUGGAAACAUAAAGCCUAAAAUUAAAAAAAAAA